AACAGACGAGUCCAGCAGGAUCAGCCGAUGAAAGACCUGGUCCUUCACUGUGGUUCUGAUUCUUCUGUGUUUUUGCUGUUUCCAUUGUGUUUACUGAAUUUAUGGUUUUACACUGAAACUUUAAACCCAGGUGUUUUUUUUUUUUUUUUUUAAUUUUUUUUAUCACUACUCUGCACUGAAGUCGAACUUAUUCCCUGGCUACAAAGAUAAUAUUAGGAUAUAUUAUUUCUCAACGGUGAUAAGUUAAGAUGUUUUCUGAAGGUUAAAGGUAUGGAAAUGCAUGCAGCACACCACAGAGAGCUCUCGUCUGCAGCAGGUAGCUAACCAUGUUCUUCCCCUCUACCUGAACCUUGGUCACACUCUCCAGGACUUCACAGGACUCGCAAGUCCACCCUGGCCUUUUGAACUCAGAGAGAGCGACAUGGGGGAAAGACGAGCACGUUCCUUCCACAUGACGUGUCAUGUGCAACGCGACUAUGGCAGCAGGAUGGGGAGCUCCUUCAUCGCCUGCAGUCCCAAUGGAUACGCCAGCACCAGCCUCACCCUCAGCCUGGACCAGGAGACGGAUGCUGACCACGAAGCCCCGGCAGCCACUACACCCAGUAGCGCUGCCCCACGGGCUCUUCCACCUGACAGCAGCCACUACUCUCCUGUUUCACUGGAACUGGACCCCACAGCGGUGAAUAAUGGAUCAGGCAUUCCCUGCUGCCGGCCAGUGGACACACAGGACCCAGCGCUGCAGAUCGCACAGAGCCAGCCUUCUAUCACUUCUGUCCCUCCACCUCUCCCUCGUUCGAGCUGGCUGCAUCAUCAUCAAAAGGAAUUUCAGAGCCCUUACAUCAAGACUAGCAUGCAGGGGGAUGUUUACAACUUCCUAGAGAGACCUGCUGGACUGAAAUGCUUCCUCUACCACUUCCUUGUCUUCCUUAUGGUCCUGGUGUGUCUUAUCUUCAGUGUCCUGUCCACUAUAGAGCAAUAUGCAGACUUUGCCACCGGAACCCUCUUCUGGAUGGAGAUGGUGUUGGUUGUGUUCUUUGGCACAGAGUAUGUGGUCCGGCUGUGGUCGGCAGGCUGCCGCAGCAAAUAUGCAGGCAUCAAAGGACGCCUUCGCUUUAUCAGGAAGCCCAUAUCCAUCAUAGAUUUAAUAGUGGUCAUUGCCUCGAUCAUUGUGCUUGGCGUAGGAUCCAACGGUCAAGUGUUUGCCACGUCUGCCAUCAGGGGUAUACGUUUCCUUCAAAUUCUGCGCAUGCUACAUGUGGAUCGACAGGGAGGAACAUGGAGACUCCUGGGAUCUGUAGUCUUUAUUCAUCGACAGGAGCUGAUCACCACCUUGUACAUUGGCUUUCUGGGUCUAAUCUUUUCCUCCUACUUUGUGUACUUGGCGGAGAAGGAUGCUGUGGAUGAGGAGGGCAAGACCGGCUUCUCUAGCUACGCUGAUGCCCUCUGGUGGGGCGUGGUGACUGUUACCACAAUUGGCUAUGGAGACAAGAUUCCUCAGACGUGGAUAGGCAAAGCCAUCGCCUCCUGUUUCAGUGUCUUCGCUAUCUCCUUCUUUGCUCUGCCUGCUGGUAUCUUGGGCUCAGGGUUUGCUUUGAAGGUCCAGCAGAAGCAAAGACAGAAGCACUUCAAUAGACAGAUUCCUGCUGCAGCCUCUCUAAUCCAGACACUCUGGAGGUGCUACGCAGCAGAGAAACCAAAUGGCUGUGCAGUGACAUGGAAAAUGUAUGUCCUGACUCCAGAGGCUGUCACCACAGUGGACUCGGACCACAACAAUCCUAACCUCAGGAAACUGAACAUAUCGAAAAAAGGGACCAAGAGGAGGUUAAAGUCCCGAGGUAAUGGCUCCAUGCCAGUUUCCACAGAGAGGGCUUUGUCGAUCCCCCAGAUCACCUACGAUCACAUUGAUGACUCUGUGGAAAAGAAAGAUGUGUCGUACUUCCUGGAGGAGCCAAGAGGGAGUGUUGACGGAUUCAGCCGGAUGUUGACACAAACAGGCCCUCCUCAUCACUCUUGGUCGUCUUUCACUCUGAGCUGCCCUGCCUCCCCAGUAAAGAAAAACCAUGACAACAGCUUGUCCAUCGACAUCUCCCGAGCCAACAGCCUAACAGAUGAGCUGGACUACAUGAGUGAAGACAUCCCGCUUCCUGUGGUGACAAACAAGACCCAGUUGUCCCAUGCCCAGAGAUCAGCAGUAAAAGUCCUUCGCAGAAUGCAGUACUUUGUGGCUCGGAGGAAAUUUCAGCAAGCGCGGAAGCCCUAUGACGUGCGAGAUGUGAUCGAGCAGUAUUCCCAGGGCCACCUCAACAUGAUGGUCCGCAUCAAAGAGCUUCAGAGAAGGCUGGAUGGUACACUGGGGAAGCCUGGAAUGUUUCUCCCAGGAAAGGGAGAAGAUAAAGAAUACCCAACAAUUGGCGCACGACUGAUCAGACUAGAAGAUAAGGUUCAUCUGAUGGACCAGAAAAUGGACUCAGUCCUGCAGAUCCUGACAGAGCAGUUCCUGCCCAAACCUGAGCUGACCUCCAAGCCCUCCAUCCGCAGAGUGACCAUCCAGAAGCGUAUGGGCACCAGCGUUGACGAGGGGCCCUGAUGUUACAGAGAGAAUUAGACGGGGUAUGAUGAUAUCAAAAAGGGACAGUCGUAGAAGGAAGAGUCUAGUCCCCUAAAUGGAUGUCCAACAUGCACAUAAUAAGGGGACUCAGUCUUCCAAAAUCCACCCUUCCUUCCUUUCGCAAUCCAUCUUUUUCUCAUUGACUUUUGACCCUUUUUAAGAGAGAACAACUUCAAAACUUUAAUGGUCCACUGGCGCUGCACUGCUUCAGGACACGAGGGCAAAAGAAAGCACUGAGAGAGGAUUGACCUAGAAGGAGGGCAGGCUGUCCUUUUCUUUCUGAUGAUUGUUGGCCCUCUUUGGGUCUUUGUCGUUGUCUAAAUGUAGCUUUCAUUUCUAGACUACCAUCAUAGGCCCCCAGUCUUCCCCGGCAAAACACAUCUCAUUCAAGUAGCGACACGAUUCAUGAAUUUAUUUCGCUACAUUAGCCUCAUAAUCACACUACUCAGAUGAUGUUAAUUUAUGUGUGGCCUGUCACUGAGCUGCAUUCCUCUACUCCAAAUAUUAUUCCAAAGCUAACUAACCCAGUAAUGAAAUCGUAAUGCAAUCAAAGCACUGAAGUUCCCCAAAGACACAGAGAAAAAGUGAGAGUCCAGGCAUGGCAGCGGCAUUCCUCAAAUCCUUCUGAUUAUCUUGGCACCAUCCACACCCAGUACACAACAGGGCUAUUUCCAUAGCCACAUAUCCAUCUAGCCUAACUGUACUCAGACCGCGGCAGUGUUUGUUAGUAGUGAUCGAAUAACACGAGCAGAGAAGGACAGAUUAUCUGUUAACUUUGCCCAGCUUUGGAGACCGGAAGACUUGAGUAAAAGAACUAAAAAUAUGCGUCUGGGUGGCUAACAUGGUGCUGAUUUACAGCUAUGUUAAAGCUAAUAAAAUCAGCCUUGACAGGAGCCGGUGCCACGUUACAGAGAUGCAUUUAGAAAUGAUGGCUGGACUGUUCAGUUUGCUCCUGUAUUUUCACUAAGAGACUUCGUAUGUAUAUCAAUCCCUCCUCACAUCACCAGGGCCCUGUCUAAUAUCCUCCAUUACCCUCUUCAUGGGGCUCACGCUGCUGUGUGCAAUUUGAAAUAAAUUUGCCCCAUUAAACCUCUGAUUAUUUUUUCUCUCCUGAGCUAAUUAAGUGCUGAAUUCCUGGUAAGGGGAGAUUACUCACUGUGAGUGACUUAUGAAAAGAAACACUGGAAAAUGUGCAGAAUUUAAACAGUAAUCUCUGAGGAACACGCGCUCUAAUUCUCUGUGAAAGGUUUGGAAAUAUCAGGCUACUACUGAGAGACGCUGUUUUUUACACUAGUUUGGAAAAAUCAAAGCAAUGCUGUCAUUUGGUUGCCCUUACUCAUUGUACUUAUCUGACAGAACGCUGAGGCAUGUAGGAAGUAGAAAACAGAAAAUAACUCAACUAUGUAGCUACUGCAUGAAAGGCCUCCCAUAAUUAUAGCAUGCACAUUCCUAAAAAGAUGGAUAUACACACACAAAAGAUGAGUGAACAAGAGAAAGGGGAGAGAAAAGAGGCUUUCUCUCAGCACUAAAAUAUAUUUUCUUAUUUUUUGCAGUGGUUAAAGAUAAAAAAAUAUAUUCUAUAACAAAAAAAAAAAAAGUGGUUGCAUUUCAAAGGCAUACAUACAUGUCUGUCUGUUCUCCUGUACAGUUUUAUAAGAGGUGUAAAUAGAAACAUUGCCUUAUUGUACUGUAUUUAUUAUCUUAUGGAAAGAUCAACCUGGAACAUGUCUGCUUGUUGGAGUGAUGAGAAACACAAAGAGUGAGGCUCCUGUUGUACAGAUGGAUGGAAAUGAUUGUAAAUGAUAUUCACGCACACCCUCUGCACUGUAGCUCUGCUGUAAAUAAUAAAACUCCAUUUCAUUA
Molecule: messenger RNA, 4471 nt
Organism: Sphaeramia orbicularis (orbiculate cardinalfish)
Lineage: Eukaryota; Metazoa; Chordata; Actinopteri; Kurtiformes; Apogonidae
Gene: kcnq1.2
Product: potassium voltage-gated channel, KQT-like subfamily, member 1.2
Exons: 19
Coding region: 281-2587 (768 amino acids)
Biological process (GO): potassium ion transmembrane transport
Cellular component (GO): membrane; voltage-gated potassium channel complex
Molecular function (GO): voltage-gated potassium channel activity
Source: RefSeq, a predicted model, not a curated record